AGCAGCAGCAGCAGCAGCAGCAGCGAGCAGCGAGGGUAACAGCAGGCGGACAGCGGUGCGAACAGCUGGAGCGGCAGGGGCGGUGCGGCGACUUCUCCCAGCUGGAGAGCGACAACAAGACCGGAAUUUUAUGAGAAGGUGGCCAGAGUGAUGAACUCAGACCAGGAAAGGCCGUUCAUGUGCAACGCUCCUGGCUGUUCUCAGCGAUUUCCCACGGAGGACCAUCUGAUGAUACAUCGACACAAACAUGAGAUGACCCUUAAGUUCCCCUCCAUAAAGAACGACAACAUGUUAUCAGACCAGACGCCCACACCAACACGCUUCUUGAAGAACUGUGAGGAGGUGGGAUUGUUCAGUGAACUGGACUGCUCCAUUGAGCAGGAGUUUUGCAAGGCCCAGGAAGAAGAGGACAAUAAACAGAAUAUCUCACUGCACGGCCAGGCAGGCCAAGGCCAGCACCAGCAUUCCCACUCACGGAUGGGCAACCAUGAUACCAGCAUAGUGAUCCAGCAGGCCUUGCCCUCUCCUCAGUCUAGCUCCGUCAUCACUCAGGCUCCAUCCACCAACAGACAGAUAGGGCCUGUCCCCGGCUCUCUGUCCUCAUUGCUGCACCUACGAAACAGACAGAGACAGCCUCUGCCAGCCUCCAUGCCUGGAACUCUGCCAGACCCAACCAUGCCUGGCUCCUCUGCUGUGCUGAUGCCUAUGGAGAGACAAAUGUCCAUGGGCUCCAAUAUGAUGGGUAUGCAAGGACCCACCCACAGCAGCUCUUGCUCUUCCACUCACAUUCCCUCCAUGCACUCAGAAGCCAAACUGAGGCUGAAGGCUGCACUUUCACACCACCCGGGUGCCAUCGCCAACGGCAACAUGAACUCCAUGGGCCACAUGAUGGAGAUGAUGUCAUCGCGGCAGGAGCAAGGCGGCCACCAUCACAUGCACUCACACCCGCACCAGCACCUGCAAGCCCCUCCCCACGCAUACCAGCACCACGGCCAUCACCACCACAGCCAGGGCCACAGCCAGGGUGGACACCACCACCCGCAGGGACACAACCCCCAUCACAACUCCCACAAUCCCCACCUCCAUCCCGGGCACCCACACCAGACCUCACCGCACCCUCCAAUGCACUCUUCUUCACAUAUGUCACCUGCAACCCAGCAGAUGCAGCCCACACAGACGAUGCAGUCUCCGCCCCCCAGCGGCGGCCGGCGCAGGCGAGUAGUGGACGAGGAUCCGGACGAACGUCGGCGGAAGUUCCUGGAGCGGAACAGAGCAGCAGCAACGAGAUGCAGACAGAAGAGAAAAGUGUGGGUGAUGUCAUUAGAAAAGAAAGCGGAAGAGCUCACUCAGACCAACAUGCAGCUUCAGAAUGAAGUGACCAUGCUAAAGAACGAGGUGACCCAACUCAAGCAGCUUCUCCUCACACACAAGGACUGUCCCAUCACCACUAUGCAGAAAGAGUCCCAAGGUUACCUCAGUCCAGAGAGCAGUCCGGCGGGCAGUCCAGCGCCAGCGUGCUCCCAGCAGCAGGUCAUUCAGCACAACACCAUCACCACCUCCACCACAACCGUAGGGGGCAGCAGUGUGCACGGGCAAACCAACCACCGCACAGACAUUAACCCCAUCCACUAG
Molecule: messenger RNA, 1632 nt
Organism: Micropterus salmoides (largemouth bass)
Lineage: Eukaryota; Metazoa; Chordata; Actinopteri; Centrarchiformes; Centrarchidae
Gene: creb5b
Product: cAMP responsive element binding protein 5b
Exons: 11
Coding region: 151-1632 (493 amino acids)
Biological process (GO): regulation of transcription by RNA polymerase II
Molecular function (GO): DNA-binding transcription factor activity, RNA polymerase II-specific; cAMP response element binding
Source: RefSeq, a predicted model, not a curated record